Micropterus dolomieu (smallmouth bass) is the source of this 2097-nucleotide messenger RNA. RefSeq names its product zinc finger protein 207, b (gene znf207b). NCBI's taxonomy places the organism in Eukaryota, Metazoa, Chordata, Actinopteri, Centrarchiformes, Centrarchidae. Gene Ontology annotation, cellular component: nucleus. The transcript has 10 exons. The coding region runs from base 126 to 1454 and encodes 442 amino acids. The record is from RefSeq and is a predicted model, not a curated record.
CCCUACAACUUCCUCCUGCUAAGCGCCAUUUUCGGCGUUGUUGCGGAACUACAGCAUGCUGUUGUCAAACAGAUAAUAAGACUAGUAUUUACCGUUGUAAGACAUCUUUUUCAGUAUUUGUUAAGAUGGGACGAAAAAAGAAGAAGCAGAUGAAGCCAUGGUGCUGGUACUGUAAUCGAGACUUCGAUGAUGAAAAGAUCCUCAUUCAGCACCAGAAGGCAAAGCAUUUUAAAUGCCAUAUUUGCCACAAGAAGCUGUACACUGGCCCAGGCUUGGCUAUUCAUUGCAUGCAGGUACACAAAGAGACAAUUGAUAGCGUACCAAAUGCAAUUCCUGGAAGAACAGACAUUGAGUUGGAGAUUUAUGGUAUGGAGGGGAUACCAGAGAAAGACAUGCAGGAAAGAAGACGGACGUUAGAACAGAAAUCACAAGAGAGUCAAAAAAAGAAGUCAAACAACCAGGACGACUCCGAUGAGGAGGACGACGAUGAUGAUGAAGCAGGACCCUCGGCACAGCAGGUUGCUGCUGUCCAGCCCCAGCCAGGUUACGCUGCUCCAAUGGCACAGCUUGGGAUGCCUCCAGUGACUGGUGCACCUGGGAUGCACCCUGGAGGAUAUCAAGGAAUGCCUCCUAUUAUGCCAGGCGUUCCUCCCAUGAUGCACGGCAUGCCUCCUGCCAUGCAUGGAAUGCCACCAGGCAUGAUGCCAAUGGGUGGAAUGAUGCCUCCCAUGAUGCCAGGGAUGCCUGGUAUACCCCCUGGAAUGCCACCUCACAUGGCUCCAAGGCCAGGGAUGCCCCAUAUGGCCCCGGCACCUGCAGUAGGAGCGAUACCCGGUCGACCGGCAGCGCCAGUGGCCCAGCCCGCUGUCACCAAACCCCUUUUCCCCAGUGCGGCACAGGCCCAGCAUAGCACUUCAGGAGCUGCAGCUUCGAACUCCCACAGUACAGCCGCCUCCUCCGACCCUCCCAAAGCAACAUUCCCCGCCUACACCCAGCCCUCUGUCUCUUCUUCUUCCACUUCUUCUUCUAACCCCUCUAGCAGCACUGUGGCCAAACCCCCUGCCACAGUGGCCACUAAGCCUGCCACCCUCACCACCACGAGUGCAACUAGUAAGUUGAUCCACCCUGAUGAGGAUAUCUCACUGGAAGAGAUGAAGGCCCAGUUGCCCCGUUACCAGCGUCUUAUACCCAGGCCGGGUCAGGCCCAUGCGGCUGCUCCACCAGUGGCGGCUGUGGGCAGCAUUAUGCCCCCACAGCAAGGCAUGCCACCACAGCAGCCAGGCAUGAGGCAUCCCAUGCAUGGUCAGUAUGGCGCUCCUCCUCAGGGCAUGCCAAGCUACAUGCCUGGAGGGAUGCCUCCAUAUGGGCAGGGUCCUCCUAUGGUGCCCCCUUACCAGGGAGGCCCUCCCAUGGGCAUGAGGCCACCCGUCAUGUCUCCGGCUGGGCGCUACUGAAGCAGCAAAGCAUCCACCACAUUAGGUUUGAGGUUAACACCUUUCUCUCAUCCUUGUGCUUUUUCGAACCUAGCUGCAAACAAAGAGCAGUAAGACCAGUGGUGGUGAAGACAAACAUUAUUUGUUAGAACACGUGGACGUUUAAUGUAACAUCUUUUAUUGAAAAACAGCAAAACACCACAUUAAGUCCCCGAAAGCUAUUGUCAUUUGAUCAUAUGUAAGGAUAUUUUUUGUUCCCAUAGGUUUCACUCAGGUUAAUAGAAGUGAAGUGUGUUAAAAAGAUUCAUAUUUCUUUUGAAGCUGCUGGAGUUACAUGAACGUACCAACCCCUUAAAAAGGCAAGUUUCUCUUGUAAACAUUUGAUUAAUUUUAUUUUUUGUUUAUUUUUUUUGGUAGAUUGAUUGAGGCCCUCACAGCAUGUUUAGGUGCUGUUGGACUUGCGUCCCCAACCUUGGUUGGUGAGGGUCUCAGUGAUGAAAAUGAUUCCAACCUAAGUAGUGUUACAAAUCCAUGACUCAUCAGUCUCUAGCUUUAUUCUUAUUUCAGGUUUGUUUUUAAUAUUUCCUGAUCAAAAGGGUAACCUGUAUGCAUCCUUUGUAAUGUUUUAUGAAUCUGUUGUAAUAAAAUUCAUCUUGAAAUCCAA